CCGCGAGCCAGGAGCGGCCCUCGCUGGCCUCGCCCCAUUCGCAUGGCGUGGGGCAAGAAGCAACCCAGCGACAAGGCGCCGCACCUGGGCUACAGCUCAGGGUUUGCUGAGCGCUACGAGCUUGGCAAGGAGAUUGGGCGGGGCGGCAAUGGCGUGGUGCGGCUGGGACGCUGCAUCGCCUCAGGCCGCACUGUGGCGAUCAAGUCAAUCCCCAAGGUGUUGGCCGACCCCAACGCCAGCGAGCGCAAGAAGGCGGAGCAGAUCCCCUACCUCAAGCGCGAGGUGGAGGUGCUGCUGGCGCUGCGGGGCACGCUGAACGUGGCCAACCUGGAGGAGGUGUGUGAGGAUGGCAGCCACGUGCACCUGGUGCUGGAGCACUGCUCCGGCGGCGAGCUGCUGGCGCGCACCAAGAGCGCGCGCCACUACUCGGAGCGCACCGCCGCCUCCUUCCUGCGCGCCGUGCUGCGCGCGGUGGCGGUGUGCCACGCCAAGCGCAUCAUCCACCGGGACAUCAAGCCCGAGAACUUCCUGCUGCUGUCGGAGGAGGAGACGUCCCCCAUCAAGGCAAUCGACUUUGGGCUGGCCGUCUUCUUCGACCCGCAGCAGCUGCCCGUGACGGGGCUCAACCCAGAGGGGACGCCCUGGUACCUGGCGCCCGAGUGCUGCCGCGCCAAGUGGUAUCCAGUCAGCGAUGUGUGGGCGGUGGGCGUCAUGGCGUGUUACCUCCUCACAGGCGCCUACCCAUUCCUGGACCGCAUGUCUCCAAAGAUGCCCGACCUGGUCCGCACGCUGCGCAGCAUUUGCUUUGAGGAGCUGGAUCUGGCGCAGCCCCAAUUCCAGGCAUUGUCCGAGGAGGCUCGCACCUUCAUCCAGGGCCUGCUGGUCAAAGAUCCGCUGCAGCGGCCCAGCGCCGAAGAGGCCCUGCGACACCCCUUCCUCAAGGGCAAGAAGGAGGACCGUGCCGCCGGCAAGCCGCUGGAUAAGACCGUGGUGCAGCGCAUACAGCGCUUCGCCCAGAACUCUCUGUUCAAGCGCAGCGUGCUGGAGCACAUUGCCGCCGACCUUCUGGCCAUGCAUUUCACCCCAGAGCCCACCUCCCACGGCGCCUCGGUGUUCAAGGAGAGGAGCGUGAAGGGCGGCCAGGCGUUU
Molecule: messenger RNA, 1149 nt
Organism: Chlorella variabilis
Lineage: Eukaryota; Viridiplantae; Chlorophyta; Trebouxiophyceae; Chlorellales; Chlorellaceae
Exons: 10
Biological process (GO): peptidyl-serine phosphorylation; protein autophosphorylation; intracellular signal transduction
Cellular component (GO): cytoplasm; nucleus
Molecular function (GO): calcium/calmodulin-dependent protein kinase activity; calmodulin binding; calcium-dependent protein serine/threonine kinase activity
Source: RefSeq, a predicted model, not a curated record